GCGCCCGGGACGGCAGCGCGCGACUGGGGGCCGUUGGGGUGCGCGCUGGCCCUAGUGGACGCCUCCGCGGCCGCCAUGCAGCUGACGGUGAAGGCGCUCCAGGGCCGUGAGUGCAGCCUACAGGUGCCGGAAGACGAGCUGGUGUCCACACUGAAGCAGCUGGUCUCCGAAAAGCUGAACAUCCCCGUGCGCCAGCAGCGACUGCUGUUCAAGGGCAAGGCCCUAGCAGAUGGGAAACGACUGUCAGAUUACAGCAUUGGGCCCAAUUCCAAGCUCAACCUAGUGGUUAAACCUCUGGAGAAGGUGUUACUUGAAGAAGGCGCCGCCCGGAGACUGGCCGACUCCGCAUCUCCUCCUGUCUGGCAGCUGAUCUCCAAAGUCCUGGCUCGCCACUUCAGUGUAGCAGAUGCUAGCAGGGUAUUAGAACAACUGCAGAGGGAUUAUGACAGGUCCCUGAGCCGCCUGACACUGGAUGACAUCGAACGCUUGGCCAGCCGCUUCCUGCACCCUGAAGUGACUGAGGCUAUGGAGAAGGGGUUCUCCAAGUAGCAUUCUUGGAUUAUGGGAAGGAGCCCGAGGCUAGGCCACAGCUGCAUGUUGCAUUAAAUGUAUUCUCCUGUUGCAGUUUGGCUCAUAAUAACAAUAAUAAUAGCGGCUGGUAUGUACCAGGCUCUUGCUAGGUGCCAGGCACUACUCAAAGCACUUGACCAGGGUUCUCUACCACCCCUGCAAUAGAACUGAGACAGUAUGGUGGAGGCACCUAGCAAUGACAUGGGAGAGCCCAAAUCUGAGUCCAGCCAGCUUACAGAAGUGCCUCAGUGUGAGAAGGAGGAAUGGGCUUUAGCAUUUCACAUUUAGCCCACUGAGAAUAAGCCCUUGAGUGAUGUGCCCCCAAGCCUGAAAGGGUAAGCAGUUGGCCCCUGCUGCCCAGUCUUGUCACCUGACCUCUGUGGAGUGUGGCCCAGCCCUAAACAAAUCUCCACAGGAGGGCAAGUGACAACCAGCCCUGGGCCUCCUCAGCUGCUGCAGCAAGUGUGCUCUUGAUAAAGGAAAAGCAGGAACCUGGGAGUCAGAAAGUCACCCCACCUCUGUGGCAUGACUUGAAACGAGUUUCUGUGCUACUUUGGUCCCUGACCAUUGAGUCUGUGCAGACCUGAACCAAUUUCCUUCCUCCUUACCCCAGCCCAGGGUGGAGAGUCCCUACGAUGAUCUUCCACCUUCUAUUCAAUAAACAAACCGAAGCCAAAAGUGAAGCUAUAGCCAAGCAUGGGCCAGAGAUGGCAUGCCCUUGGUGACACAGCUCUUCUCUGGGGCACCCUGUCUGCUUGUCUCCUCCUGGAGAUGAGUAGUUCUCGCCCAUAGGGCAGACAGGUCACUUAGCAAGACAGUGUCACAGCUCGGACUCCAUCUCAGUCUCUGCACCUAGUGCUUGCCCACAGUAUGAAGACGAUGCUUCCCAUGCUACCUGUAUACAGGGGCUUACACUUUGCACACACCUCAUUGCCUGAGAAGAAACCUCAGGGUGCUGGAGAGGGCCAGAAGUAUGGACUCAGUAGCAGUGGUUCCUCUUUCAUCCUGCACUGUGCAUGGUGCUAGAGGUCAUGUAAGUACCUACCUUCUCCUUGGAGGAGGCCCCCAGGGGUGGUAGAGAUUGGAAGGCAGCCAUAUGUAUUUGGUUCUUCCACUUUCACCAUUCUCCAUGUGGUCAAGGCUGGACCUGCCUUCCCUGCCAUAGGCCCUGCUGCCUGGUCCUUAUGGGGUGAACACUGGAUCCCCAUACUGGAAAGAUGAACAGAGGCCUGAGAUCAAAGAACAGACAGUGGCCUCUGGCCCUUCCUGAGAGCUGGAGACAUCACAUAGCAGGUAUCUGCUUAGGAAUAUCUGUGGUCUGCCAGCUUACAUGAUAAACUUACAAUACUCUCAUUUAUUUUGAGUCAGGGAAUGUAUUUUGAAAAUUCACACUAAAGGUGCAUGUGAGACUUUUAUCCAAAAGGAACUCUAUUAGCUAGGCUGGUUUUGGUUUCCAAUAAUUGUUUUAACAAUAAAGGAAACUUAAUGGCUUAGGAAACUGAAAAGUCCAGGGUCCUGGCAGUGGAGGAAGAAGUUGACCAGAUAUCUACUUUCUCUCUGCCUCCCUAUGCAUCCUCCACUAUCUGCUUUAUCCCAGGCCAGCACCUCUGGGGAUCAAAAGGUGGCUGCCUGCAACUUCGGUGGAACUCUUUGUUCACUGCUGGUGAGGAGCACCUUCUCUCUGUAGAUUAGCUUCUGUCUCAGAUGUCCCCAACAAAUAAAUGCUAUUGUUAUUGGUCAGGA
Messenger RNA from Marmota flaviventris (yellow-bellied marmot), 2313 nucleotides. It is a transcript of the gene Ubl4a, whose product is annotated as ubiquitin like 4A. Gene Ontology annotation, cellular component: BAT3 complex. Gene Ontology annotation, biological process: post-translational protein targeting to endoplasmic reticulum membrane; tail-anchored membrane protein insertion into ER membrane. NCBI's taxonomy places the organism in Eukaryota, Metazoa, Chordata, Mammalia, Rodentia, Sciuridae. Gene Ontology annotation, molecular function: protein-folding chaperone binding. The record is from RefSeq and is a predicted model, not a curated record.